AGCUUCACAGAUAAUAGAAAUGCAUUGAUCAUAUAAUCAUUUAGCUAUAAAAGUUUCUUAUCUGACACAACAUUUUAAAUAUGAUUUAUGAUUUUACACUGACAAAAUGUGAUAUUAGCAGGAUAAACCAGGCACUUCAGCUCCAUCACUGCAAUGGGGGAUUAUUAUGACAUUUUGGAAUAUCCAAUGAGAGUGAUUUCUCUGGUCGUCUUCUACCUGACCUUGAUCCUCGGUGUUCCUGGAAAUGUCUUUGUCGUGUAUGUUGCUGGAUUGAAGAUGAAGAGGACUGUUAAUACAGUAGGGUUUCUCAAUCUAGCGAUUGCCGACCUCUUGUGCUGCCUUUCCACUCUUUACUAUGUGAUCGAGAGCAAUUUUGAUGAUUACUGGCCGUACGGAUCCAUAACAUGCAAGAUUCUCCAGUUCGUUACCCACAUCACCAUGUUUGCCAGUGUUUUCAUCUUGAACUUGAUUAGUCUGGAUCGGUUUACUCAGGUGAUCACACCGGUUUGGGCUCAGAAUCAUCGCAGCCUGUUCAUCGCACGACUGUCCUGUGCAGGGGCCUGGAUUCUGGCUUUAAUUCUCAGUCUGACUUUUAUGAUGUCAAAAGAGACUUACAAAAAAAAUAGUAAAACAAACUGCAAGGAUUAUGAAACUGAUUCAGACAAUUCUGAAAUGUAUAGAAGGAUAAGCGUCAUCAGAUUUGUGUUUGGCUUUUUGAUUCCUCUCAUAUGCAUCACAACAUGCUACGGAUUCAUUGCACGCAAGUUAGGCAGAAGUCAUUUUCACUCUGGACGAGCGUUUCGCAUCAUGUUGGCUGUAAUUGUGUCAUUUUUUCUGUGCUGGCUGCCGUAUCACAUAGUGGAUUUGAUAAUAAUGUACGGAGAGGAAUCAAAUUCCUCGGUAGCUUUGGCACUGGAUCCGCUGGCCGUCUCUUUGGCGUAUUUCAACAGCUGCCUGAACCCCAUUCUGUAUGUUUUCAUGGGGCAGGAUUUUAAGAGCAACGUUAAACUUUCUCUAAGACGUGUUUUUGAAAGAGUUUUCUCUGAGGAGGGAACACAAAUGACACACACCACCCAGUCACAGCAAACCCACUCGCUGUAGUGAAGAUAUGAUCUCAUUCAGUUUUCUGAUCGAAUUGUAAAACUAUUUCAUUAUUUAUUUUCAAAAGUCAUCAAGUCAAACUCAGCAAGUUAUCUAACUUGUAUUCAUGAUUCCUGUUUUUUUUCACUCUCUCUAUUUUUUUAAACAUAUUUUUAUUUGUUACUAUGCUUUAUUAUUAUUUGGUUGUAAUCAUCUUUGAAAAAGCUUGUAAUAUUUCACUAAUAGUGGCAUGUGGUUUCUACGCAUAAAUUAUGAAGAAAAAAAAAUGAAUUACAUAAUUUAAAGGUUGAAUUUGUGAGUACAACAGAAACAUUUUAUUUUACUUAUACAUAUUACAGUGAUUGUCAUUUUAUAAUUGCGCUGUUAUUUUUUCACUGUUGUGUUAUGCUGUUACCAUAUGAUAACUUAAAGCAAAGUUUUAUAAAUAAAAAGCAAAAUAGAGCAGUUUAAAUUGAUAACUUUUGUAAUGUUCAUUAAACAUUAAAUUCACUUAUUUGAAUUUUUACUUUUGAAUAAAGAUUGUU
Molecule: messenger RNA, 1625 nt
Organism: Cyprinus carpio (common carp)
Lineage: Eukaryota; Metazoa; Chordata; Actinopteri; Cypriniformes; Cyprinidae
Product: C3a anaphylatoxin chemotactic receptor-like
Biological process (GO): positive regulation of cytosolic calcium ion concentration; complement receptor mediated signaling pathway; inflammatory response
Cellular component (GO): plasma membrane
Molecular function (GO): complement component C5a receptor activity; G protein-coupled receptor activity
Source: RefSeq, a predicted model, not a curated record